AUGCCACAACAUGUCCAUCAUCACUCCCUCUCACCUUCAAGACCAGUCGUCGUUAUUGAUAAUGGCUCGGGAAUGAUUAAGGUAGGAUUUUCCUGUAGUGAUUCUCCCAGAGCCAUAUUUCCAACAAUAGUAGGGCAUAAAAAAGAGUCAUCAGAUCAAAAGAAGGAAACAACCAACAAUGAUCUCAAUAGUAUCGGAUCAUCAUUUGUUGGAGAGAUGGCAAUAGCUCAUCGAGAAUUAUUGGACAUAAAAAGUCCCAUGGAAAAUGGAAUAAUUUCAAAUUUUGAUGAUAUGGAAAAGAUUUGUUAUCAUCUCUAUCCGGAGUUCUUGUCACAGAACCAAGUUAGAAUCCAAAGCCAAUCAGUGAUGGGACUUUGUUCGAGUGCCAGAUCAGAUGGUGUUGUUUUGGAUGCUGGUUAUACGAAAUCAUAUGCUGUUCCAAUUCUUGAAGGAAUUGCAUUGCCACAUGCCAUUCAGAGGAGGUUUGAAUUGUCAGAUGGAAGCAAAGUGAAUUUUGGAGAGGAAUUAAUGUCAUGUCCAGAAGCUCUAUUCAACCCACAGUUAAUCAAAGAAGGAGAAGGAAUUCACAAGAUUCUCGUCAAUUCCAUUUUCAAUUCAAAUGCAGAAAUCACAAGACAACUCUUUGCCAAUAUUGUCCUUGUCGGUGUUUUCCCAAUCAUUGAAUUGGCUCCUCUCUCUGUAAAAGUGAAAAUCCUUUCAUUCCCCGAAAGAAAACUCUUCCUGGUUUGGAGGUUCAAUUACGAGCUCUCUUUCAGAAUUCCACAAUAUGGCCAUUCACAAAAAGGAAUAUGA
Messenger RNA from Naegleria gruberi, 813 nucleotides. RefSeq lists its product as uncharacterized. NCBI's taxonomy places the organism in Eukaryota, Heterolobosea, Eutetramitea, Acrasida, Naegleriidae. The transcript has 4 exons. The record is from RefSeq and is a predicted model, not a curated record. The coding region runs from base 1 to 813 and encodes 270 amino acids.